Porites evermanni is the source of this 5772-nucleotide messenger RNA. Lineage: Eukaryota; Metazoa; Cnidaria; Anthozoa; Scleractinia; Poritidae. The record is from the annotation of a GenBank genome assembly.
GUGGCACUGUUGGCAGAAUUAUACAAAACAGCCAUUUCUCUAACAUACGAAGAGCAAAGAUUUGACGAACGUAGAACAAACUUGAACUUGUGUAAAUCGAGACUAACUUUCAGUCAGCUAGUUAUGGUCAGAUCUAGAUAAACGCAUCUCGCAAACCCUAACGAAAAUCGGUGUUGCCAUCUAUAGAAAAUAAACUGAGACCCCCUUUUGAUAUAUCUUCCAUUGACAAAUGGUACGUACCCUUUUAUUUCACAUAAGUUCAAAAAAAUACUGCAUCUCUUUCAAGAUUUAACUGCUGUGACUGGCCUGUCUUUUUUCAAGAAUGAACAGAUUUUUUGUUGACAGAUUUUUCAACCUAACCUGAAUGACAGAUUUUCCAACCCCCCGCUCCUCCGGGUCCAACCCUUACAUAAUGUCAUACUUACUUUAACUCGUGAAAUUCCUCGGCCAUUAAAGGGAGUACUAAUGCACCCUGGGAUUUCGGGUGCAUAUAUAUGAAAUAACUUCCGGGCCCGGGCAGAAUGUCCCGGGGGCUACUCCCCUAUAUAAGCCAUAUAGGUAUGUGCCGCCUUAAGGGUGGUUUUUGCGCCGUCUGAAAUCGGGUAUGGUUUUCGAUAGAAUUACGGCAGUAUAUGAACGUAUUUAUCGUUUCAAUUCAAAAUAAGUAAGGAAGAAAGAGAAAUAUGCGAAUUGGAAAUGGAAUUUAAGAAAUUUUUUUUGUUCCUGUUCUAUCUAAGUAUCUAAGCAGGAGCCCAUCAAAUUUGAUGGGCUCCUGAUCUAAGUAAUUAAUUAGAUGCCAGGUCCGAAAACGGGUAUGGAUUUUACAGGCCAGGUCUCAAAACAAGUGUGAAAAAUGACAUUUUUUUGUCUGGAAAAGGGUCAGGAUUUGGAGAACCGGGCGGCACACCUCCACCAAGAAUUCCCAGGAGUACCAACCCCCCCCCCCCCCCCCCCCCCCCCCCCCCCCCCGGCAAUCGAGCCCCCGCCCGCCGCGCCGUCGGGGGGGGGGGUGACCGAGCGCCCGCGCGCGCACAGACAAUUUUAACAAAAUAGCACAUAACUUCGAAAGUAGGAGUAGAAACAAGAACAACACCCACAACAUACAUCUAGUAACGUAAACAAUUCCCCCCCCCCCCCCCCCCCCCCCCCUUCCGAGCGGAAAGUUUGAGCAAGGGCCCUGCGUGAAUCGUGUGUUGGCGAUCAUACCGCGAGCGGGCGCCAAUUUAAUAAGACUUUUACAAGCGUAAAUUACAUGUGUAGCCAUGGUCUGAAAACAAUGGCCACACUUGCAAAUUAUACGUGUAAAAGUUUUAUAAAAUUUACCCCGGGACUUAAGUUUUUUUGUUUCUUGGAUCUUCCCCUUCCCAAAACGACAAAAUUGAGCUUUUUUUCGGUGAGAUUUAGCAAGUACGGAAGGAGUUUUAACUAGCAAGAAGGGCGUACAAGUCCAAGCGAAAGCAAAUAAGGUUACCCUCUUUCGCUCUCGCCACUUAUUGCGUUUUGCUCGCAUCCAGAAACGCUUUCUAUUAGCACCCACAGCUACACUCGCGGUGAUGCUGGACCAACACCCUUAGUACCCUCAAAGCCCUCAAGUAUACCUGUUAUACCUGUUUCUUACAUCAUAGGUUUAAAAUAUUGGCCCGAUGGUCUGUAUGGCCUUCCCAUGGCUGCUAGUGGCUGUCCGAAUGAUCCUUCUGUAAACUGGAGAUUGGGUACCCUGUACCAAGACUGUGAAGACACGGAUCCGGAAACCCAUCAUUCAUUCAGCUUCAAUUUAAAAGCUUCUAUAAUACAAGGCGAUGUUGAGCGGUCGUUUUGCAUGAAAACUACCACUUUCUUCGAUUCAAGAAGAAAAGCGUGGCCUCCUGGAAAAUACUGCAUCUAUCUCUCAGGAAGGUCAUGUCCUUUGGGAAUGACUGUAGGUUGGAUUGUGUGGGAUGACGAAAAUGCUUCUAUACCUGGAACAAGCAACAGAAACCAUCGCAAUGGUACCUUGCCAGCUGGACAGUACGACAGCAAUACGUGAGUACCUUAAAAAUAAUAGUCCUUCCCAGUUUUUUCCUUUCCUCCCAAUACCCUACCCAUUUCGACGCCUGCUAGUAAGUUAGGCAAAAAUAUGGUUUUUAAAAUAGUGCUUACAGGUUUUCAGGACAUCCUUGUAGAGCAGUGGCGGAUCCAGGGGAAGGGGCGGGGGGCCCGGCCCCUCCUCCCUUAGUUUUAGACCAAAUUCAGGCCCGGAGGGCCAAAACAAUUUUUUUUGGAGACCAGACUCCCCUUAUCUAAGGGUCUGGAUGAGCUGGCCCCCCCUUAUCUCAAGGUCUGGAUCCGGUACUGUAGAGUACCAGAGACACGCUUAAACUGGGUAAGGUUUUGAUCAUGCGUUUGACAUAGGCACAGGUAAAGCAAAUAAAUGUGUGAGUGACUUAAACUGAGGUAAAGCAAAUUAUGCGACCGAACUGCGGGCCCUACAAUCGACUACGAGACACAUGUUCAAACGGCUCUUGCUCAAGUUCCCCGCCCGUGGCCCAGUAGACGGACGCUGCAUGGUAGUUUCGAUGCCGAUGGUAUCAGUACUCUUUGAGUUCGUGUAAAAUUGACUGUUUCACAGUUUUGUCUUCACAUCUGACUUGUCGUCCGUACGGUGGAAUUCCUGCGCUCGUUCCUGCAGGCGUCAUUUCACGGGGAUACCAAAGGUGGCGACGCGAAAUGUCGGUUGUUUUCUCAGGCUGCCCAAAUAGUAGACUUGCUACAAGUCGACCUCUUGGCGAGCGGAGCGCGCCUUUUUUAGCUAGGCCGCGAAGCGGCCGACCGAGCGACGAAGUCGCGAGGGGUUCCGCGCCAUCUUAAAUCCGGCGAUGGACUUUUUUGAAAGUCUACUUAAAUAGAACCCUGACAAAAUCAAGGAUUCAACUAUAAUGCGACGAGUGGACUAACGCCCUAUAAAAGAGAGGUCCAACUAUACAGCUGGAUGGUUUUUUGAUUGGGAGCUUGUCAGUAAUAUAUGAUGAUGUUGGAUGAUGAUUGAAAGUACCAGUUAACUUGUGAACAGCUUCCCGUUUUGGUGUAAGGGGGGGUUGAAAAGGGCGAGCAGACGGCAAGGGAAAAAAUGAAAGAGAGGAAGUGUGGAAGUAAUGUCAUUUUCCACUUCGUAGUCCCUCGCUCUAUACUACUUUCCCUUUUUACCGGUAUGCGUUACAACAGGAUACAAAAAGUAAACUCCAAAACCCGUGUGCGACCAAACCUGGACUGGACCCUGGUCAGGGAUGUAUUCACAGAGCAACGUAUAAAAUGACGCUUAAUUUACUAAAUGCUUUGCGACUCUUCAGAGUGGGCAGAUCUCAAUGCUAGAAAUCAGUUUCCGGGACUUUCGCUCGUCCUUCUAAAAUAGAAGUCGUUUAUUAAUGGCUGAUACCCAACUCGUCAAUAAAGACUGACCUUGCCUGUGAGCUAAAUCAAAGCUCUUUGCUGUAUUUUUCAUUUCUUUUCAUUCGGCACCAUAUCAAUUGCAGUUAAUACUUUUAAUCAAACAGCCUUAUCUACUACUGCUGCAGUACAAGUGGUUCGGCCCAAUACCCUAUCAGCCUUCCGCUGGAGUCACCGUUCUAUCUUAUAGCGUACGGUACGAGGACAUGCCAGGCGGUAAGGGGGGCCAAAUCAAUCUUGGAGUAUAUUUACUACGAGACAGAAAUUUUCACACUCAUGUCUAUGGACGAUUACGGCGGAGCACAUCCAUAUGGUGUUGCAAAGGGCGGGAAGGGACACGUGAUCUUCUACUGUUAUUAUACCCGUAAGUAUAUAUUUUUUAGAAAGUUAAUGGCCUCAACCAACUGAAUAUAUUUUCCAGUGAAUACAAUGAAGCGAAAUUAUGUCCAAGGUACACCCAGCCAUCGCACUAGACUACGCGCAGUUUCUCUUUUUCUUCAGAUUUAGUAAGGGGAGUGCACGCGCGCCGAGUGUUGAGCGGCGAAGCCGCGAGACGCGAGAAACGAGGGUGGCAAGAAAGUCUUGGAUUCUGCAUUCCAAUCGUAAUCGAGAUUCCAGAUUCCUUGAGCUGAAUUCCGGAUUCCAAAGCCUAGGAUUUCGGAUUUGACGAGCAAAAAUUUCCGUAUUCCGGAAUCUGGAUUGCCUAAAAGGCGGCGACUCUUCAAAUUAACCGGGAUGAAAAGUGAAUAAGCUUACCUUCACUACUCAAUUUGUGCGCUGAUUCAAGGUCCUAAUUACAGCUAGCAAGAUUCUUGGACUUGCUUUGUAGCUCCGCCUCAAUCUAUCUUAUCCCUAUUGAGACAACUACAUACGCUAUGGAGAGACAUUGGCCGUAUUUAUACUAGAAGACGUCUUAGACGUCCAGACGCAUUAAACGUCUGACUGUUAAGUGCGUCGUUAAGUGCGUCUUGUUUUUAUACUAGACGUCUUAAACGUCUGAGACGAAUAAUUCAUCUGUUCGACGCACUUAACCUCAGACGUUUUAUUCGCCUGACGAUUAAUACGUCUGCCUUAUUUCCCGUGUUUAUACUAAGUCGUCUAAGACGUCUUAGACGUCCUCUAGUAUAAAUACGGCUAUUAAUAUAAGACUCGGUUAUUUGUUUAUUGUGUCUAGGUUUACAACUUUCUACACCUAUUGAACUGUACAUUUGUUUUUCUAGGGUAGAGACUGAGUCUGAUCAUCAUCAUACUUUUAAUUAUUUUUCCUUUUCUUUUUGUUUGUUUGUUUGUUCUUGCAUUUUGUUUCCUGGUGAAGCUAUAUACUGCCCUCCACUGAAACGCCCUGAUAAUGGAAAGCUGAAACCCUUUCACUGUGGUGAGAGAAAUAACAACAAAUUCAACGACACCUGUUCAGUAAGUUGCAAUCCUGGGUACAUACCCGAAAAUCCCGAGGGCCAAGUAACCACGUGUUUAGAGAAUGGAACUUGGAGUAACCCAUCCCUCACUGGCUGCAAACGUAAGAUAGUGUUCUUUGUUACAUUAUAUGAUGGACUUAAGGGGUAAAAUCAACACCUUGUUCUGAUUAGUCUUUUACUGUAUGGGUUUUAUUAGUACUAGACGUUCGCGUAUCUUGAGUUGAUAGCCACUGGUUUUAAAGUGAACUUGGAAUCGAUACCUUUCUUGGAACUGAAAUUUUCUUUGAGUGUUGCUGCGUGCCGUUUUCGUUUGGCGAUGAUCACCGUUGUACCAACGAAAACGUCUGGGAAACGAGGAUUUAAAUAUAAUAAUUAUCAGAAGCGUUUUUUGAAGAGGGCGUGGGGUGGAGGGUGAUCCUGUUACAUUGCGAUGAUAACGAUGAUGAUGUUGAUGAUGAUGACGAAGACGAUGAUGAUCAGGGUUGAUGCUAAUGAUCACUUUUUAGUUUUAUUUCUCAUAACUUAUUGCUUUAAUGAAUGUUUUUCAGGUUCUUUUCAAAACAUUACAACAUCGCCAGUUACAAAAUACCGAAUAACGUCUUCAACGCCAGUUUUGACUUGGACACAAUCACCUUUACAGACCACAGCGUCCAUACCUCUAAAUCUCAGUACCACGUCUUGUUUUGUAUCGCCUCCCAGGGUCACCGUCAGUUCAAGCGUCAUUCCAGUUUCCCGCGCUUCAUCUCUGUGGAGUAGCACCACACCAUCCCCUACUCUACCCUCUGUUGGUAGUAGUAUACCGCCCGUCGAGGAGGAGGUUGGGUCAUCGCAUAAUACCCUACAAGAAACUAAUUUCUUGAUCGGAGCGGUAGCUGGUGGUGCACUACUCUUGGUGAUCAUAAUUCUAUCGCUUGUUAUUCGAAGGAGAAGGUAA